Cyclocybe aegerita is the source of this 1548-nucleotide messenger RNA. The record is from the annotation of a GenBank genome assembly. NCBI's taxonomy places the organism in Eukaryota, Fungi, Basidiomycota, Agaricomycetes, Agaricales, Hemipholiotaceae.
AUGUCGUUCCUUUCUCUGAACUUGCUCUGUCUGUGGUUUCUGUCAUGCGUCGUCCUGCCUUGCUUGGGGCAGGCGACCAGCCUCUUUCAGUGGGGGUUUACGGACUCAUCACUGACCGCCGAGCUGCCAGCAUGCGCACCACUCCCGAUCGUCGUGAUGUCCCGGAAUGCUGCUGACGAUGACGACGAGGGCGUCGCCCCUUACUACAUGACUGCGUACGUGUUGGGUGGAACGCCAGUAACGACUUUGAUUGGGACGGAUGAGGAUGCUUUGAGCUGGACGGUGAAUGUCCCAGUUGGUUCCCGAGUGGUUCUUAGUGUGGUUGAUGCGACAAGGAGCACUGGUGGUGUGGCGCCUCUGACAUACACGAUCAUAGCUGGCAACACAACGUCAUGUAUCGCUACGCCCCCACAAAACCCUCAGUUCCGGUUUUCUGCGAAUGUUACCGGCGAUUUGACCACAUGUCAACCGUGGGGUUUGUCAAUAACUGGCGGCGUUCCUCCGUACACCGUGUCCAUCGCCCAACCCAACUCGUUUACCGUCACCAAUUUGUCGAUGCCUGCUGGCACUGAUCGUUUUACCUACAUAAAUCGGGGGGCUCCAGAUACUCAGCUUCUCGCGGCGGUCAGCGACUCAACUGGGCGAUGGGCUGCCGGAACCCCGAUCGUCAACACGAAGGGAUCGACCAAUGUUACGUGCCCUGGGCUCUUAAGCACAAGUAUCAACUCUACCGCAGUCAUGGCGAGCGAUACUGCUGCCACCGAGGCGGAAGCUGCGUCGAGGCGUCGCAGGUCAAUUCUCAUCAUUGCGAUCACAGCUGUAUCGGCGUUCCUCUUGCUCAUUGGAGCCCUCGGCGUCGCUGUCUGCUUCGCUAUGCGCAAGCGGCGACGACGUAUGGUGCAAGAGGAGGAGGCCAGCACCGUCCCGCGACAGUUCAUCGCGGAGCCAUCGCCUUAUCCCCCCACCCAGUACUCGGGUAGCAUAGGAUACUCUUUCAACACCUCCAUCAGUUCGCUACCUACCCAGACAUCAACAUCGUCGAAGACCCGUCUCAUGCAGCCGCGCUCGCUCUACAUUCCCCCUCUUCCAGAAUCACCUGCGGUCGCCUCUUCGUCUACUGCGUCCGCAUCCCAGAUGAGUGCGGCCGCUGGUAGCGACAUCACAAGCCCCGGCGAGCGCACGCGACCGACUCUGUACUCGCGGCCUAGCGUGUCGACAACCGCGACGUCCUCAGUGCGACCGUCAGCAAAGGCGGCUGAGGCGGGCGUUUACCACUCGCGCUCGCCAGAGUUGGAGUAUCCAGAGUCAGCGCUGCCCGAUUCGAGCAACGUUCUCGGCCGGAUAACGUCGACGUCGACGGCUGCGGACUCGAUGCGUGGAAGGCCCUCGCAAAUGCCAACGGUCAGGGAGUACCCGGAGUCGAGUGUGUUAUAUGCAAACCCCGAGACCGGUGAGGUAGGAGCAUGUCCGAAGACUGGUGCCGGUCUCCAGCUUGCGGACGAGCCGCCCCCACCGUACGCCGAUAGAAGAUCUAGAGGGCUAAUGUAA